AUGGGUCGCCAUAACGUCAUGCGGAGAUUUCUGGAAUCCCUUCGAGUCGGUUACCCGAUCCUGAUCCUUGUCGUGUUUGCGUCGGCAUUUAUAGCCAACUCGAUCGUGACGGCCAGAACCGCGACCCGAAAUUCCUGUGCUUCGCAGACCGGCCCAGGGGGCCGUCCACUCCCCAAGCGGUCGAGGAGUACAAUAGCCGUGGUAAAAUCGGCCCAAAAGUUCUCCCGAAACGCGAAACUAUGCUUCAAAUUGCUCUCCGCUGCCAUUCUGGUCACGCUGGUGGCAGAGGCUGCUGUGAACGUGGCUCAUGUGAUGGUUGCCAGAUCGGAGCAGUGGUGGUGUGGCCAAGCAGUGGUGAUCUACAUUGUGGGGUCGUUCUUUGACUAUGCCAUUAUCCUUGUGUCCUUGUUGGAUACCGACCCAUCGCCGACAUUCGCUCAGUUUGUGCCAUGGCUGAUAGCCGCACCCCUUGAAAUGGCGAUCCUUGGGCUUUCACUCUCCAUAUACUCUCGCCCGCACCAUGAGCCUGCAGUUGGAGCUCCCACUGGCGGCCAAUUACAGGGAGGUGUCACUAUGUGGGAGGCUGCAAGCAUCGUCUGCAACAGCAUCCGCCUCCUGUUAUUGCUCGUCUUAAUCAUGCUUUAUGCGUGCAGCUCCCUCAGAUCUCCGCCUGUGGCCCAUAGAGCGGCCCGUAUGAACGGAGACAGUCCUACAGAAACUACUGGGCUUCUUCACUCUGGGACAGAGAACGGACAUGCCUAUGGCUCAACUAAUAAUGUUCAUGGUGAUCAGCACAAACCCAAGCCAGCAGAUCCGUGGGUUCGCCCAACAACACAACCAUCCACCAGUUGGUGGGAAUACCUCAGCGGCUAUUCGUUAUUCUUCCCAUAUCUUUGGCCAUCCAAGUCCCGCCGUCUGCAGUUAGUGGUGCUGGUUUGUUUCAUGCUGAUUGUUCUCCAACGUGUCGUCAAUGUCCUCGUUCCUCUCCAGGUUGCUAAAAUUACCAACAAACUAUCCGAACAGGGCGACGACUUCCGCGUGCCAUGGUUCGAAAUCUGCCUAUACAUCUUGUUUCGGUGGCUUCAAGGAAAUCAGGGUCUUAUUGGGUCCCUUCGUUCAACGUUAUGGAUUCCUGUCAGCCAGUAUUCUUACAUGGAACUGUCGACCGCCGCUUUUGAACACGUCCAUGGACUCAGCUUGGAUUUCCAUCUUGGAAAAAAAACGGGCGAGGUGCUUUCGGCUCUUAGCAAAGGUAGCUCGAUCAACACAUUCUUGGAGCAAAUUACCUUCCAGGUGGUCCCAAUGCUGGUCGAUCUCUGCGUUGCGAUCGUCUACUUCCUUGUUGCGCUAGACGCCUACUACGCUCUCGUCGUCACCAUUGUUACUUUCUGCUAUCUUUACGUGACUAUCCGUAUGGCCCAGUGGAGGGCGGAGAUCCGGCGGCAGAUGGUCAAUUCAUCCCGGCAAGAAGACGCGGUGAAGAACGACUCAAUGGUCUCUUAUGAGACAGUUAAAUACUUCAACGCGGAAGAUUAUGAAUUCGGGAGGUAUCGAGCCGCAGUAGCCGACUACCAAAGGGCCGAAUACCAUGUCCUUUUCUCUCUGAACCUGAUGAACACUUCGCAGAAUACCAUUUUUAUGCUAGGGUUGCUGAUUGCCUGUUUCAUUGCCGCUUAUCAAGUCUCUCUCGGUCAACGGAAUGUAGGUCAGUUUGUCUUGCUUCUCACAUAUAUGGCCCAAUUGCAGGGGCCCCUCAAUUUCUUCGGAACAUUCUAUCGUUCCAUCCAGUCUGCUCUGAUUAACUCGGAGCGCUUGUUGGAAUUGUUCAGGGAACAGCCUACCGUUGUCGAUCGACCUAGCGCCCGGCCUUUGCCGCUCUGCCGGGGAGACAUCAAAUUUGACAAUGUUGAAUUUUCCUACGACGCCCGUAAACCGGCGUUGAACGGCCUUACAUUUCACUGCGAGCCCGGAACUACCACCGCGUUGGUCGGUGAGUCUGGCGGAGGAAAGUCAACCGUCUUCCGCCUGCUUUUCCGAUUCUACAAUUCUGAAAGAGGCCGAAUCCUAGUUGACGGGCAUGAUGUCGAAGGCAUCACUAUCGACUCUCUACGAAGACAUAUCGGAGUAGUGCCGCAAGACACUGUUCUCUUCAAUGAGACUCUGAUGUAUAACCUGAAAUAUGCCAAUCCGAAUGCCACGGACGAAGACGUCUACGAAGCAUGUCGGGCCGCAAGUAUUCAUGACAAGAUCAUGUCAUUUCCAGAUGGCUACAACACCAAGGUUGGUGAGCGUGGCCUGCGACUCAGUGGUGGAGAGAAACAACGAGUAGCAAUUGCUCGGACGAUCCUCAAGAAUCCGCGAAUCAUUCUCCUGGAUGAGGCCACUGCUGCACUGGAUACCGAGACGGAGGAACAUAUUCAGGGUGCUCUGUCAACGCUAUCUCGCGGCCGUACGAUGCUCGUCAUUGCACACCGACUGAGCACCAUCACAACAGCUGACCGGAUCCUGGUCCUAAGUGAGGGUAAGGUCACAGAGAGCGGGACGCAUGACCAAUUACUGGCGAUGAAGGGUCGGUAUGCAAGCAUGUGGCGCAAGCAAAUCCGUGCUCAGGAGGCUGCUGCAAAAGCUCAAGUGCUGCAAGACCGAGCUCAACGGUUGCGCAGCGCAUCCACUUCGGCGGCCGCGGAGGACAGCUCCAGCCAGUCCGAUGAGGAUCGAAACACUCACCGAAAUGCAACCCGACAAGCUCAAUUCCACCAUCCAUAG
Molecule: messenger RNA, 2766 nt
Organism: Aspergillus mulundensis
Lineage: Eukaryota; Fungi; Ascomycota; Eurotiomycetes; Eurotiales; Aspergillaceae
Gene: hmt1
Product: putative vacuolar ABC heavy metal transporter (Hmt1)
Exons: 3
Coding region: 1-2766 (921 amino acids)
Biological process (GO): transmembrane transport
Cellular component (GO): membrane
Molecular function (GO): ABC-type transporter activity; ATP binding; ATP hydrolysis activity
Source: RefSeq, a predicted model, not a curated record